AUGUCGGACCCGCUCUCUGCGGCUAGUUGUGCAGCUGGAAUAAUCUCCCUCGGCAUUCAAGUCUCCCAAGGCCUGGUCACGUACUGCUCUCAAGUCAAGAACUUUACGUCGGGGAUAGCUACAUUCAAAGCUAAAGCAAAAAGCGUUGACGGGAUUUUACAGAAUCUCGAAAGUGUGUUGAAGAAGACGGAACGUGAACGGAAAAUGACACCUAAAUCUGUUAUUUUCACGCUGAAAGGUUGUGCAGAAACAUUGGGAAAGCUAAAUGAAGGGGUUGGCAGACAUGGAAAGGAUAGACUUUCGAACAGACUUACAUAUUGUUUUGUGCGGGAUGAUUUAGCAGCCGCUUACAAUAUUUUGGAUAGCUUACAGCAUAAUUUGAGCAAUGCUCUUCAAGUUGGAAUACUGGAAGAGAGUACUCGCCAUCAAGCAGAUAUAACCCAAAUGAUUAUGGAUCAAUCUGUUACGCAUCUUCAUACCUCACGAAAAUUCGAAGGCUAUUUCGAAGUUUUAUCAAAGAAGAUAGAUAUUAUAAUAUCAAAUAAACAGCAGCCUCUUCUCCAAAGCCCUUCUUUAAUGGCACGAAGAUGCUUAGAUCUCAGAGCCGCCAAGGUUGAAUCCAGCUUUUUGCUAUUGAAAUACAAACACAACGUUCGACUCCAACUCCCUCGUCCCCAUAUCCUUGCCAACCUCCAGAAUCUCAAUAUGCUGAUGGACCUCGACAUCGCACCUCUGUGCAUUAUGUCCUCUGGAAACAAAACUCUUCGAGUCAACAUACUUGUCCUGCGUGUAAAGGUUGGCAAAUAA
Molecule: messenger RNA, 807 nt
Organism: Botrytis byssoidea
Lineage: Eukaryota; Fungi; Ascomycota; Leotiomycetes; Helotiales; Sclerotiniaceae
Exons: 3
Coding region: 1-807 (268 amino acids)
Source: RefSeq, a predicted model, not a curated record